GCCGGAGCCCCAGCCCGGCCCUACUCGGGCCGCCGGGCGCGGGGCUGCGGCCGCGUCCCGGAGCCGCCGCCAGCACAGCCAGGUGCUGUUGGGAACACAGAGGAAGUGACUGACUGGGGGUUCAGGGAAAGCUCCGUAGAAGAGGGAACACUUGAGCUGGGUCUUGAAGGAUGAGUAGAAGUUCACCAAGUGGGAAAGGACACUCUAGGAUGGCCGAGCCUCGAUUUAACAACCCCUACUUCUGGCCCCCUCCUCCAACCAUGCCCAGCCAGCUGGACAACCUGGUCCUGAUUAACAAGAUCAAGGAGCAGCUGAUGGCGGAGAAGAUCCGGCCGCCUCACCUGCCGCCCACGUCGGCCUCGUCGCAGCAGCCGCUCCUCGUGCCGCCGGCGCCUGCCGACAGCAGCCAGGCCGUCAUGUCGCUGCCCAAGCUGCAGCAGGUGCCGGGGCUGCACCCGCAGGCCGUGCCGCAGCCUGACGUGGCGCUGCACGCGCGGCCGGCCACCAGCACGGUCACAGGUCUGGGGCUCUCCUCCCGGACCCCGGCUGUGAGCACGUCUGAGUCGAGUGCGGGCACGGGUACCAGCACCCCAUCCACACCGACCACCACCAGCCAGAGCCGCCUCAUCGCCUCGUCCCCCACCCUCAUCUCAGGGAUCACCAGCCCCCCCCUCCUGGACUCCAUCAAGACAAUCCAGGGCCACGGCCUGCUUGGCCCCCCCAAGUCCGAGCGCGGCCGAAAAAAGAUCAAAGCGGAGAAUCCAGGGGGGCCGCCUGUCCUCGUAGUCCCCUACCCCAUCCUGGCCUCGGGCGAGACUGCCAAGGAGGGCAAGACAUACAGGUGUAAGGUAUGCCCGCUGACCUUUUUCACCAAGUCUGAGAUGCAGAUCCACUCCAAGUCGCACACAGAGGCCAAGCCCCACAAGUGCCCGCACUGCUCCAAAUCCUUUGCCAAUGCCUCCUACCUGGCCCAGCACCUGCGCAUCCACCUGGGCGUCAAGCCCUACCACUGCUCCUACUGUGAUAAGUCCUUCCGACAGCUCUCCCACCUCCAACAGCAUACCAGAAUCCACACAGGCGACAGACCCUACAAGUGCCCACAUCCUGGCUGCGAAAAGGCUUUCACUCAGCUCUCCAACCUCCAGUCUCACCAGCGCCAGCACAACAAGGACAAGCCCUACAAGUGUCCCAACUGCUACCGGGCCUACUCGGACUCCGCCUCCCUGCAGAUCCACCUCUCGGCCCAUGCCAUCAAGCAUGCCAAGGCCUACUGCUGCAGCAUGUGCGGGCGGGCCUACACCUCGGAGACCUACCUGAUGAAGCACAUGUCCAAACACACGGUGGUGGAGCACCUGGUGAGCCAUCACUCGCCCCAGAGGACGGAGUCCCCCGGCAUCCCGGUGCGAAUUUCCCUCAUCUGAGCCGACGCAAGGCGCCGCCCCGCCCUGCCCACUGGCAGACACAGACCCAGGCAGCACCAGGCCCCGACUCCCUCCAGGGGCCCUCCAGGAACAGCCGAGCUCUCUCACGACCUUCCUGACCUUCCAGAAAGCCUGGGCCGCAGAAGCCCUGCCCGGUCCAGCUCCGGAGGCGGCCAGGCCAACUGCAAGAUUCUGGACUGUUUUGGUGGCAUCCAAAGACGAUCUCAGAGCACUUUGAACCUCUCUGCUGGGUUUUCCUUUUGUUCCCCACCCUUCACUUGCUUCACUGUUCUUUUUAUUUUUUUUUUUUUUAAGUUUGUUUUGGAAAUAACAAAAAAGAUAUUUAUUGGCCAAGAAGUUGGUGCUGCUAAGACCGAGAAAUUAAAAGAACCGGACAGAUGGACACAGAGAACCAGAGGGCAGCGUGGGACCUUAUCUUGCCACGGCCUCAGGUCUUGAGGGGAAGGCUCAAGCCUGGGUUUCUGGACUGCAAAGGGGGCCCCCAGGUGGGAGGGGCAGGAGGCAGCUGGAGUGAGCCGCUUGCCCCUGGGUGCCAGCUCAAGCCUCCAGAGCUGCGCCCUGGGCAUCACUGAGCAGAGGGAUGUGGCAGCUACCAGGGCUACCCAGUCUUCAGGAGACGCAAUGAGAGGGGCCGGGAGGUCCACAGGACCAAAGGGUGCAGUGUUGGCUGGGCUGGGUGCAGGCCCAGGGAAACGGGGUGGGGUGGGCUGGGUAAGACCUGGCACCCCUGCUGCCCUGAAGACCACCCCAGUCUACCUCGGUGCUGGCCAAGAAACCUAUUGGCUACCUCUCCCACCAUCCCAGACUGUGGGCAGGGGGAGGGAGUGGGCCUGGGGCAAGGACCCCCCUCUCCAGAAUUUCCUCCAGAUGGGGCAGUGCCCAAGGAGGGGUUAUUUGUCUUCCCUGCCAUGGAGGGGAAUCCCCAGCCCAGGCCCUAAGCCCCUGGGCAGGGAAGGGAUCCUCGGGGAGGAGGGUCCCGGGAGCAGACCCUGCCCUCAGCUCCCACAGACACACCCCAAUCUGAAAGCCAUGCGUGUCCGUGUAUAUAGGAACCAUGUACAGAGCCCGGAGAAGCCCCCCUACAUCCCCUGGGGAAAAAAAAAAGAAAACUAGACAGAAACUCAUCUAUAUAUUCUGUAUCUGGAGUUCCGUUUUGAAUAUUAACUGUGUUAUUUUUAUACACUUUUUAAGCCUUAACUCGCCAUUGAUUUACCAGUUUAACGUCUCCUGGGGUUUCUUUUCCCACGGGGUUCUCUGCCCCGCCCCCACCCCUUUGUUUGACUGGCGUCGUCUGAUACUCAGUAUUGUAGCUUUUUGUCCGCAUGUUACUACCCUGUAAAUACGCUGUUAUACAUACUGUUAACACCCCUUUGCUUUUUUCUAUGGGACCUCCAGGCCACCAUAUUUAGAACUAGUUACCUUAUUAAAAAAGAGAAAACAGUCUGUUGGCUUCUCAGUCUGCAUCGUGGUGGCAGGGAGGUGAGGGCAGGUGCCCCUCAAGGCUUCAGGAACGAAGUGUGCGUUAUAUUGAAGGAAAGGGGUGGGGAGCAAAAAAAGUCAAACGUGGGGGAACACACUAAAGGGGGCAAGAAACAAAGGAAUUCCAAACCCUCUGCUCUUUGUAUUUCUCUGUUGUGAAGAAUAAACUGUACCUGCAGCCGG
This is a messenger RNA of Lipotes vexillifer (Yangtze River dolphin), 3104 nucleotides long. RefSeq names its product zinc finger protein 362 (gene ZNF362). NCBI's taxonomy places the organism in Eukaryota, Metazoa, Chordata, Mammalia, Artiodactyla, Lipotidae. Gene Ontology annotation, cellular component: nucleus. The record is from RefSeq and is a predicted model, not a curated record. Gene Ontology annotation, biological process: regulation of gene expression. Bases 171 to 1421 code for a protein of 416 amino acids. The transcript has 9 exons.